AUGAGUGCCGCGCAGUCUUACUCCAACUCCAGUAAUAGUAAAUAUUUAUCAGUAUUUAAACAUGUCAAGUUCGAGCAUUUGGUCGCUGGUGGGGCUGGGGGCCUCAUUUCAUCUGUGGCUUUACAUCCUUUUGAUCUUAUCAAAAUUCGUUUUGCUGUCAAUGAUGGACAGUCAAAAAUUCAUCGAAACUAUACAGGCUUUGUAAAUGCUGUUCAAAACAUAGUCAGGAGUGAAAGUUUUGCUGGACUCUACAGCGGCGCAGUUCCCAGUAUUGUUGGUGCAGCUUUUUCUUGGGGAUCUUAUCUUUUGAUAUACAAUUUUUUUAAAAGUUAUAUACAAGAUGGCAACGAUGAAAAAGCUUUGAAUGCGUCGAUGAAUACCUUGUGCGCAGCUAAUGCUGGAGUUAUUACUUUGUUGAUGUCAAAUCCAAUUUUUGUUAUUAAAACCAGAUUAUGCUUACAAUAUUCCAAAGGAGCAAAUCUUCCAGAAUCCAAAAGAUAUACAGGAAUGAUUGAUGCCGUUCACAAAAUUAGUAAAAAUGAAGGUAUUCGUGGAUUGUACAAGGGGCUUGUACCUGGCUUAUUUGGUGUAUCGCAUGGUACUCUACAAUUCGUAGUUUAUGAAGAAAUGAAGAAUCAAUACAACAUACAUUUGAAUCACCCAGUUAAUAGAAAAUUAGAAACCAAAGAAUACACAACAUUUGCAGCUUUCUCAAAAUUAUUUGCUUUAGCUGUUACUUAUCCUCAUCAAGUAUUAAAAACACGUUUGCAUGAUGUUAAUCAUAACUAUACAGGUACAAUCGAUUGCAUAAAACGAAUAUGGAAACAUGAAGGUAUUCAUGGUUACUACAAAGGCUUAAACGUGAACUUGUUAAAAGUGCCUGCCACAGUUAUAACAUUGGUUGUUUAUGAAAAUAUUAAAAAUCAUCUCUUGAAAUCAAAAAGUGAAGAAUUUCAAAGUGUAAAAACAGUGAACAACCUAGAAAUAAAAAAACUGUAA
This is a messenger RNA of Trichogramma pretiosum, 999 nucleotides long. Its product is annotated as mitochondrial folate transporter/carrier-like. Gene Ontology annotation, molecular function: folic acid transmembrane transporter activity; FAD transmembrane transporter activity. Bases 1 to 999 code for a protein of 332 amino acids. Gene Ontology annotation, biological process: folate import into mitochondrion; nucleotide transport. The transcript has a single exon. Lineage: Eukaryota; Metazoa; Arthropoda; Insecta; Hymenoptera; Trichogrammatidae. Gene Ontology annotation, cellular component: mitochondrion. The record is from RefSeq and is a predicted model, not a curated record.